Molecule: messenger RNA, 651 nt
Organism: Rotaria socialis
Lineage: Eukaryota; Metazoa; Rotifera; Eurotatoria; Philodinida; Philodinidae
Source: the annotation of a GenBank genome assembly
AUGGCUAAAGAUUCCACAUCCAAUAUGAAAAACAAAGAAUCGGUUGAAGCGUCAGCCACCUAUGAUUUAUGCUUACUCUUUGGUCUUUCAGGAUUCCUGCUAGGUGGUAUCGCUCUAGCUAGUGUAGUUACAUUAUUGCUGAAACAAGAAUCUUGUAUGAGCGAAUCGGCAAUCAUAACAACUGAAACAACAACAACAACAAUGACGACGACUACAACAACGACAGACACAACAACAACAACCUCAACAACGACAACAACAACGACGACAACAACAACGACAACAACCAGCACUACUACAAGCACUAGCACAACGACUACAACUCAAACGAUAGCACCGAAUGCUACUACAAUGCAGUAUUAUUGUGGGUACUUCUCAUCCUACACGCUUUGGCAACUAUCUGGUAGUAGUGAUAUAGUGAUGAAUAUUGAUACAAGUAAAUGUGGCUUUAAUACAACUCCACUCUACUUCACUAGUAUAGGUGGUACCAGUUCGCAUUGGAGUACAGUUGGUUACACUGCUAUUUAUUUACCAACUAAUAAUUCAUUCCAAAUUUUUGCUCAAUCGUUAAGCAGUGUGGCUAGUGCAACAUUACUUAGUUGGGCUCAAUUGUAUUUCUGGGAUGUGAACUGGAUUGGUAUUUCACUUUGA